Messenger RNA from Mauremys reevesii (Reeves's turtle), 3612 nucleotides. It is a transcript of the gene RIGI, whose product is annotated as DExD/H-box helicase 58. Bases 223 to 3021 code for a protein of 932 amino acids. Lineage: Eukaryota; Metazoa; Chordata; Testudines; Geoemydidae. Gene Ontology annotation, molecular function: single-stranded RNA binding; ATP binding; zinc ion binding. The record is from RefSeq and is a predicted model, not a curated record. The transcript is spliced from 18 exons. Gene Ontology annotation, cellular component: cytoplasm.
UCCGUGGCGAGCUGCGAGCUUGCGCCGAGGCUGUGCCCCUCCUCUUUGACAGGGCAGGGGGAACGUGCCCGCUGCAGCCGGGGGCACCACCCCCCGCCCGCUGCAGCUGCAGGGUGCUUUGCCCCGAAGGGAUUUUCUCUCCUUUGCAAGAGUGAAGCACAGGACAAAAAGGGGAGCUGGGAACUGGUUCUGCAGGGGCUGCCCCAGGAAACGGGAGCCCAGAUGACUGCGGAGCAGAAGGGAAGCCUGCGGUGCUACCGGCAGUACAUUGAGAAGACCCUGAAUCCUGCCUAUGUGCUGGGCAAUAUGAAGGAAUGGCUUUCUGACGAUGCCAGAGAGAGAAUUCAGACUGAGGAACAGAAGAAGGGUCUGACUGCUGCAGCGGCUCUCUUUGUUGACUCUAUACUGCAGCUCGAAUCAGAAGGAUGGUUUCGGGGAUUUCUAGAUGCACUGAAUGAAGCAGGUUACACCGGUCUGAGGGAAGCAAUUGAAAACUGGGAUUUCCAAAAACUUGAAAGCCUGGAGGAGCAUCGACAGCUGCUGAAACGUAUAGAAGCUACAAUGAGAGACAUUGAUGCAGAACAGAUAAUUCCUUACUUAAACACUUGUCUCAUAGACCGAGAAUGUGAAGAGAUUCAGCAGGUCAAAGAACUGAAAGGCAGAAUGGCUGGUGCAGUAAAGCUCAUUGAAUGCCUUGCUAGGUCAGACAAGGAGAACUGGCCCAAAACCUUUCAUCUGGCUCUAGAACGAGCAGGAUAUGACCCAGUUAGCAAACUUUGGAAUAUGAAAGAAGGUAACGAUAAAGAGAUGGAUGUUGAAAUGAUGGAGGACCAGAAUGGGAACAGUAGUGCCUUAGACAUAAAUGUACAGUAUUCCGAAGAAGCAGAAGUUCCCAAUUUCAGUGGAAGUCCAUGUUCUCCUUCAGAAGUGUCUCAACAAUCUACUUAUGGACCAAAGAAGGCUAGAAGUUAUCAGACUGAGCUUGCCCGACCUGCUGUCAGUGGGAAAAAUACAAUCAUAUGUGCUCCUACUGGAUCUGGGAAAACCUUUGUGGCACUUCUGAUUUGUGACAAUCAUCUUCAAAACAUGCCCAAGGAACAGAAAGGGAAGAUUGUCUUUCUAGCUACUAAAGUUCCAGUAUAUGAACAACAGAAAAAAGUCUUCACACAACACUUUGAAAGAACUAGGUACAAAGUUGCGGGGAUUUCUGGGGAAACGGCUGGGGAUGUCUCGUCAGCAAGCGUCAUUGAAGGGAAUGAUAUCAUUGUCUUGACACCUCAGAUCCUUGUGAAUGGUCUCAAAGAUGGAACCGUUCCUUCCCUUGCCAUUUUCACAUUGAUUAUAUUUGACGAGUGCCACAACACCACUGGGAAUCACCCCUAUAAUGUGUUAAUGACCAGCUACUUGAAUCUUAAAUUUGACUCCGCUGCGAAACAGCUGCCUCAGAUUGUUGGCUUAACAGCCUCGGUCGGAGUGGGCAGUGCCAAGACCCUUGAGGAGACGAUAGAAUACAUCUGUACCCUCUGCGCCUGCCUCGACAUACAAGUCAUAUCUACCAUCAGAGAGAACACACAAGAACUGGAGGAGAUUGUAUACAGGCCCCAAAAAUCUUUCAGACUAGUCGGGAAGCGCCCCAAAAACCACUUUAUGGACAUUAUCUCAGUCCUGAUGUCUGAAACUGAGGCCCUGGCAAGCAAGAUUUACCCAAUAGAUGCGUUGUCCCACAUUAAGAGUAAACGUUUCGGAACGCAGUGCUAUGAACAGUGGAUCGUUGACACUCAGAAGAAGUGCAGAAUGUUGCAACUGCCGGAUAAGGAAGAAGAGAAGAGGAUUUGUAGAGCUCUUUUUAUUUACACUGAACACUUACGGAAAUACAAUGAUGCCCUCAUCAUCAACGAAGAUGCACGGACUCAGGAUGCAUUGGCCUACUUGACUGAGUUUUUCAAUGACAUUAGAAGUGGUGGGUUUGACGAGAUAGAUCAACAGUUAACAGCGAACUUUGAAGCUAAACAACAGGAACUGAGAGAGGCCUCAGUAGAUGAACUGAAUGAGAAUCCCAAACUGGAGGAGCUCACCUUCAUCCUGAAUGAAGAAUACCGCCUGAAGCCAGAGACCCGCACCCUUCUCUUUGUUACCACAAGAGCUCUAGUGUCUGCUUUGAAGAAAUGGAUUGAUGAGAAUCCUACACUCAGCUACCUAAAACCGGAUGCAUUGAUGGGGCGUAGCAAAAGAAACCAGCAGACAGGGAUGACACUCUCAAAUCAAAAGGGUGUACUGGACUCGUUCAAAACCAAUGGCGACAGUAAGAUACUAAUAACCACAGCUGUCGCAGAUGAAGGGAUUGAUAUUGCUCAGUGCAACCUGGUUCUCCUCUAUGAAUACUCUGGCAACGUCACCAAAAUGAUCCAAGUCCGAGGUCGCGGAAGGGCAAAAGACAGCAAGUGCAUCCUUGUGACAAGCAAAAGCGAAGUGGCUGAGAACGAGAGGAACAAUAUCUAUAAGGAGGAGAUGAUGAACAAGGCCAUCAAGCAGCUGCAGGAGUGGGAUGAGGAGAAGUUCGCAAGGAAGAUAAAUGACUUGCAAAACAAGGAAAAGACACUGCGAGAUUCCAGAAAGAGAGAAAUAAAACAAAAGCCCCUGGAGGGCAAUAGACAGUUGCUCUGUGGGAAGUGCAGAGCAUAUGCCUGUAAUACAGAAGACAUCAGGGUAAUAGAGACUUCUCACCACACUGUCUUAGAUGCCCUGUUUCGGGAACGUUUUCUAACAAAGCCUCACAAAAAACCAAACCGCUAUGACCACUUUGAGAAGAAAUGCAAAAUGUACUGCCGGGAGCCCAAGUGCCAGCACGACUGGGGAAUCACAGUGAGGUACAAGGCAUUCGAUGACCUCCCUGUAAUCAAAAUUGAAAGCUUUGUGGUGAAGGAUGUUACAACUAGUAAACUCGCAGUUUUCCGGAAAUGGAGAGAGGUGGAUUUUGCAAUGAGGGAAUUUGACAUAAAUGAAAUGUCCAGCACAGAGUGAGUAACAAUUGGUUCACCACCACCCUACUGGGUGAGCUAUUUCCAGGUACACAAAUGCAUGUUCCUAACUCAGGUGUGAAAUAGAUUAUAUGCAGAAUGGGCAAAUGGCAGCACUUGCUUAAAGGGGGCUCUGCAGUCUUUCAUUGGCAAUUCUAUUAUGAAGGUUAUACCUUAUUUUGUACUCAGUUCUAAGUGGAUGAGGACUAAUAACGCUCUAGGAAUUACUGUAUUUCAUGCCCUGAUUGAUAGGACUUUUUGCCCGUUUUACCUAAACAGUCUGGUAUUGUUAAAUAACAAAGAGGGAGUAUACAUGUCACCUCCACUAGACUAGUUCGAGCACUCCCUAAUUUGUAUUCUGACUGCAUGCUUAGUUAAGUUUUCAUCGCUGCACAAUAGCUUGUGGAGUGUGUGAAGAAACACAUUUGAAUGCCUAAUCCAAUUUAUUAGGUAAAACGUGUAGAUAGUUAAGUGGCAUUCUACCAGUGACCAGUUGAAAUUGCAUGUGUUUUGCACCGAUUGGAUUUAUCUGUUUUGUUGCUGUUUGUUCAUGUUGCACUUUAUGUAGCCUGACCUCAUUAAACCUUAAAAUUCA